This is a messenger RNA of Mercenaria mercenaria, 1384 nucleotides long. RefSeq names its product L-xylulose reductase-like. NCBI's taxonomy places the organism in Eukaryota, Metazoa, Mollusca, Bivalvia, Venerida, Veneridae. Bases 54 to 824 code for a protein of 256 amino acids. Gene Ontology annotation, molecular function: carbonyl reductase (NADPH) activity; L-xylulose reductase (NADPH) activity. The transcript has a single exon. Gene Ontology annotation, biological process: glucose metabolic process; xylulose metabolic process. The record is from RefSeq and is a predicted model, not a curated record.
GAAAGUGGUGCACAACUUUGUGUUUAUCAUUUACAUGCACUUGAAAAUGCGAUAUGUAUAACUUCAACAUGGCAGGAUUAAAUUUAGCUGGAAAGAACAUUUUAGUAACCGGUGCCGGGAGGGGAUUAGGCCGAGCCAUCGCCAUUGCUCUUGCUGAGCAUGACAGCAAAGUGUUUGCUCUAAGCCGCAACCCGUCCACUCUCGAUUCACUUGUGAAAGAGCAACCGAGUAUAGAACCGAUUGUGGCUGACGUUUCGGACUGGCAAGAGACUAGACGUAAACUUGAAGACCUCCGAACGAUGGAUGGACUAGUGAAUAAUGCUGGAAUUAUUGAUACCGACCCGGCUACUAAAGUGUCGAAAGAAAAAAUAUACAAGAUAUUGGAUACAAAUUUGCUCGGUGCUAUCAACUGUACACAAGUAGUUGCAAAUAAAAUGAUCCAAGUGGGAAGACCAGGAUCUAUAGUAAAUGUGUCGAGUAAUACUAGCCUAAUUGCUACAGCGAUCGGAAUUCUGCCUUAUGCUAUGUCGAAAGGAGGACUGGACGCCGCGACUAGGCAGUUUGCUCUUGAACUCGGACCGUACAAUAUCAGAGUUAAUUCUGUUAACCCAGCUCUUUUCAGGACAACGAACAUGUCAGCACAGUUAACUGAAGAAUUUCCAGAGCUAAUUAAACAGAUGGAGCUUAGAACUCCAUUGAAAAGGUUAGCGGAAGUGAAUGACGUCACCGGCCCAGUCUUGUAUUUCCUCAGCGACCUUUCCUCUAUGGUGACAGCAACGUGUAAUGUUAUAGACGGUGGGACCUUAAACUGUACCGUAUACUAGACACGCUACUGUGUAUCAUACAAGAACUAACUUUCAUAAUACAUGUAUUAUGGAAACUGCUCAAAGUUUAACAGCCUCGAACUUAUAUAAGCCAAUAAUAUACUGUGUUCACCAAAACAUCCGCAAAUUCUUAUAACAAGAUGACAGCCUGGAGAUUUUAAAACGAAGAAUGAACUUUUGACUAAAUCCGGAACAAAUGAUGGCAAUAACUUUUUUAACGGUAGAAUAAAUGUAUAAAAGUUUUGAUACAUCCUGACUCAAUGUUAUACACGUGUUCAAUGUGGAAAAACAAUACAAGACGAAAAACCGGGAUUUGUGCCAACAGUUCUGGGUAAUGCUGACAUAGAAUUUCUUUUGUCUUCUAUGGCAGAAAAAGACUAGAAAGUAACAUAAAGAUAUUGAGGAGGUAGUCAGAACCAAGAACAUUUCGGCACAUGAUUGAAGAACGAUCAGAUUUACUUUCAUUCAGUGUUGUACUUCGUUUAAGUUAUUAUAUAUCUAUAUAAAUUCUGUAACCAGAACCGGCUUCACAAGUAAAUAUGAACAGGCAGAAAAUAAUC